AUUGUAUCCCCACAAGGUUUAUUAUAGCAUCACACGUGAAGUUGGCCACACCUGUUGCAGGUAGGUGCACUAUUUGUUCUUAUCACAAUAGCAUAUACUAUUACCAGGCGUUGGCCAUCGCCCGUCGGCCUCAGAGGAAAAAUAUUCUGAAAAAAUUUACAAUGUCUGACAUAAUACAAGACAACAACGAUGUCGAGCCUACUAUACGACUAUGUAAACUGCGUACGUGGCCCAAUUCAUUUGACGGUUACGGUUUUAAUCUCCAUGCAGAAAAAGCUAAAACUGUAAAUGGUGCCAAUGGUACGAGUUCCAAGGUUCCUGGUCAAUAUGUUGGUAAAGUAGAUUCAGGGAGUCCAGCUGAAGCUGCUGGGCUUAGAGAAGGUGACAGAAUAGUAGAAGUUGAUGGACACAACAUAGAAGGUGAAACUCAUUCACAAGUUGUAGAAAGAAUCCGGAAAGGAAGUGAAGGAUUAGGUAAAACAACAGAGUUAUUGGUGUUGGAUAAGAGAGCAGAUCAAUAUUAUAGAGAUAAAAACAUGCAGGUGACCUAUGAAUCCAUGCAACAUGCAAUUAUUGUAUUGGAAACUCCUGAACAUUGUCCAGAUGAGAUAGAUGAAAAGAAUGUAGACAAAAAUGGAACAGUAUCACCUAAUCAGACAGGUGAGCGCUUAAAUUUAAAUAUGACUGCAGCCGAGUUACGAAAACAACUUGCUGAAAGAAAAUUAGCAAAUCGUAAAGGGGCUCAAUCAUUGGAUUUACGUACAAAGUAUGAAAUUGUGGAUAAACUGUAAAAAAGAUGUUUCUAGGUUUGCAUUUAAAACUAAAUCCGUCCUGUUAUCACAGGAUAUUUUAGUUUAGAUUAAGUACUGUAAUUGUUAUUUAUGUAUAGUAGAGGAUGGGAAAAUGUAUUUAAUUUUAAAAUUACCUUUUUUUGUUAUAUAUUAAUGUGUAUAAAUCACAAAAUAUUUGUAAUGUUCAAUACAAAUAAUAAAUACAAUAAAAGUAUAAAUAUUGGUUA
Daktulosphaira vitifoliae (grape phylloxera) is the source of this 1018-nucleotide messenger RNA. RefSeq names its product Na(+)/H(+) exchange regulatory cofactor NHE-RF2. The record is from RefSeq and is a predicted model, not a curated record. The transcript has a single exon. The coding region runs from base 162 to 791 and encodes 209 amino acids. Lineage: Eukaryota; Metazoa; Arthropoda; Insecta; Hemiptera; Phylloxeridae. Gene Ontology annotation, cellular component: apical plasma membrane. Gene Ontology annotation, biological process: protein localization to plasma membrane. Gene Ontology annotation, molecular function: protein binding; protein-membrane adaptor activity.